UAAUUUUAGUUGUUCAAUCUAAGACGUAUUUUCCUUUACAGUUUAGUUAUAUAAUUAUAGAAGUAAUAAUAAUAACAUAGUUUGCUGAGCGAGUACAAUAAACUGUUAUCAAUACGUAGUACAAGUUAUAAAAGUUUAUCUAGAGAUUUGUAAUUUUAUAAAAUUCAUUUUACUAGUGACCAUUUUAUAAUUUUAAAUUAUUCUUUACUCCAAAAUAAUUUAAGUGCUGAAGUUAUCACAUUUUCUACUAACGUUUAUACGACUUUUAUUUCGUAACAACUUAUUGAAUUUUUUAAUUUUAAAGAUAAAAAAAUUGCUUAAGGCGUUAGGCGAGUAUAGCAUUGCUGUAGUGUUUGUGAUUAUUUAAUCGAUCGAUUAAUUAAAUCUCACAGCAAUAUAGAAAUGAAUAAAAAAAGUAGAAGAAAAAGUCACACGGAUAGAGUAAAAAAACGUAAAUUUUAUGGAAACCAAUAUAUAAAUAGUAAGAAAGAAAAAAAAUUAACAAGUGAAUUGACGGAGAUGGAGAAUUUAAAUGACGGCAAUGCUGAUAAAGAUGCCGAAGAAUUAAAAAGAUCUACGAUGGCUGGCUGUAGCAUAGAGAUUAAACCUUGGGGAAGUGUAGAAGGAAAAGAAGUUAAAUUAUUUACACUGAAAAAUAACAAUAACCAGGAAGUUGAUGUGUUAAAUUACGGAGCUACGAUAAGAGCCGUGAGGACACUAGAUAAAAGUGGAAAUAUCGCUGAUGUUGUUCUGGGCUUUGAUGAUAUUGAUGGAUAUUUGGAAAAAGAUAAUCCUUACUUUGGUGCAACUGUAGGACGCGUUGCUAAUAGAAUUGGCAAAGGUAAAUUUAAAGUAGAUGGAAUUGAAUUCACGGUAUCGAAAAAUAUCGGCGAAAAUACUCUUCACGGUGGAUUCAAAGGAUGGAAUUCUAAAAUAUGGGAGUCAACUAUCAGAAAUGAUUCACUGGUUAUGACUCUUCUAAGUGAAGAUAAUGAUGAAGGUUUUCCGGGAGACGUAAUAGCUACAACGAUAUUCAAAUUCUCUGACGAUGGAUCAUUACAAAUUGAAAUGAAAGCUUGUAGUACUAAGGCUACGCCGAUUAAUUUGACCAAUCACAGUUACUUCAACUUAGCUGGUCAUGGUACUAAUUCAGCAGAACUGUAUAAACAUUCGAUAACUAUGAACGCGGAUCGUUGGACAGUAACUGACGCUGAGAGCAUUCCAACGGGUGAAAUAAGAUCCGUAGCUAACAGUAUUAUGGACUUAAGAUCGCCUACAGUCUUCGGUGAUGUCAUUGACAAAGUUCCAGGCGGAGGGUAUGAUUACAACUUCUGCCUUACUGAAGAUAAGAAGUCAAAGAGUGAUAAUAAACGUUUGGUUGCCAAAGUCAAACAUCCAGAGUCUGGAAGAACGCUUGAAGUUUACUCCGAUCAGCCAGGCGUUCAAUUGUACACCAGCAACUUUAUUCCAGAUAUAAACGCUACUGGUAUCGCUGGCAAGGAAGGCCACACUUACUUCAAGCACGCAGCUUUCUGUCUUGAAACUCAGAACUAUCCGGAUGCUAUCAAUCAUGAAAACUUUCCGGACAGCAUUCUUCGACCUGGUGAUGUCUACAGUCACGUUGUUAUCUACAAAUUUAGUUAUGAGAAAUAAGAAAAAGAUUUAAUUACUUUUGCAUUUAUAAAUCAUUGAUUCAUAUUAUUGAUGAUGACAAAUAUUA
Molecule: messenger RNA, 1720 nt
Organism: Cotesia glomerata
Lineage: Eukaryota; Metazoa; Arthropoda; Insecta; Hymenoptera; Braconidae
Product: galactose mutarotase-like
Exons: 5
Coding region: 403-1653 (416 amino acids)
Biological process (GO): glucose metabolic process; beta-D-galactose catabolic process via UDP-galactose, Leloir pathway
Molecular function (GO): carbohydrate binding; aldose 1-epimerase activity
Source: RefSeq, a predicted model, not a curated record